UGAGAAGGAUUUAAAUUUUUGCUGGUUAAGGAAAGCUAGAACAGUAAGUGUAACUGUUCCUGUCAGCAAAGAGAGCUGAAUUUGCUGAUCUGCUCUAAACUCAUUUUGAUGUUCAAACUAUGCAGCUGUGCAACUUGUUUUGUCCUGUAUUCAACUCUCUUACCUGGUUUUCAUUUGUUUUUUUUUUUUUUUAAUCUAUCAUUUUUUAUUCCCAUGAUGCUCUUGAGCAGCUCAAGGACUUUUUCUCAAGCUCAAGAAGUUACUGAGAGACUGAACUGCACAGGCCACCUCCUUCCAAUCCUGCCCUUCUGCUCCUGACUAAAUAAGUGUGUUGCUCAGCUGUGGGCCUUCUUCAUCAAGGGGUGUAACUGCUGAUGUGCACUGAAGGAGCUCUUCUUCUCAGUGUGUGAAAUCAUCUCUCUGUAAGUACAGUUUAUGUAGUUCAUCAGUUCAAGGAGCCAUAUUCUGGAAUGGAGAUGCCGAGAUCAGUGGAGACGCGAUUUUGUUUGAAGCACCAUCCCUAAAGGUGCUUGGAGCAAGAAGUUCAAACAGAAAUAUUCACUUAGUGUGGUAUCUUCUGAAGCUUGGCCAUAGAAUCUUGUGGAAUUUUCAGGAAAAAAAGCAUUACAGUUAAACUUCAGUUAGCAAUUACUUCAAGUAAUCUCAUUUAUUUCAGUCUAAUCCUGGUGGUUAUAGCUUGAAAUCCAAGCCUAGGCAAGAUCCAGUUCACCAAAUUGCAUAUCAAAUGUAAACACUACAUCUGUCUUUGGGAUUUACUGGGUAACCAUUGUUAUACAGUGUUCCCAGGUGUCUUUCUGAUGUGCCAGGCAAGUAAAUGGUAGCUACUGAAGUACAUUGCUAUGGUAUGUUUUUGAUUUGUUUUUUCCCUGUGAAGCCACAGGGACAAGAAUGUCUGGUGUCUAAAGUAAACAUAAAGGUGAGGCUUUUACUUCCUUCUUUUUUUUUUUUUUUUCUCCUGGCAGUAAUUGAUUAAAAACCAAAUCCUUUUUGGCUACUGAAAAGCCACACUGUUAAGACUUUCAGGCAAACAGCAAAACCAUUUUUGUUCCAAGGCAAAUGGAAAAAGAAAUGAUUUUGAAUCAGAUGUUGAGAGGAAUUUGUGGAGAGUUAAUAUACUUUCUGUGCUGUUACUGGGCAUUGUUUUUGCAUGCAGUAAGCUGUCUUGCACUGUUAAGGUGAAAGUACUGUUAAUGUACAUAGUACUGGGGUUUGACUGUGUAAUGCAAUUUUAUUUCCUAGCACAGGGUUUAUAUAAUCUAUGUGUAGUUAAGACCAUUGAGAAUUUAUCUCUCUAAGGCAAGGAGGACUAGUGUUUUACUAAGAAUUAAUUUUGUUGGGCACAGCUGUCAUUAGUGGCUUCUGCCCACUGUCUGACAAAUGCUGUAGCAUUUUCUUCAAAAGCUAAUAAUGUUUCCUUCCACAACCAAAAUAGCAGAUCAAGGAAGAUACCGAGUAUCUCCUUAAUUUUAUCAUGUACUAGGGCUUGGCAGUUGUUGUCUCUUGGUUGUUGGGUUUUUUUCCUCUUAAUUAGAGUGAGAUUUCCUCAUGAAUAAUGAAAUUAAUGUCUUUUGCAGCCAAAAUAAACACCAUAUGGUCAGGGAGAAAGGGACCAGGAAAAGAGGAAGGCGCAGCAGCUGAAGCUGAUAGGAGACAAAAUGGACUGAAUGAGGGGCCAGCCUGGAGGUGAGAUCAGGUCCUGCAGCCAUCUGGCAGGCUUCCUGCUCGGGAAGGGGCACGGUGAGAUGGAGCUGAGGCCACGCACUGACUGCAGAAUCAGGAAAACCAAAUCACUUCUACCGAGGGAGAAAGUGAAAUCACACUUCUGCCCGCACUGCCCAGGCUGUGUGUAUGGUCGUGACUCAGUUAUGACAACUCAGGCACACAGACAGCAGUGGGGCAACUGGCUGUUAUCUGGUGCUAUCAACACGUGGAAAAGUAGCUGUAAAGAGUAUGAAAAUAUGGAAAUGUUAUUUCCAAGUGCAGAGAGUCUGCUGGGGAAGAGAGAGAGGAGGAGGAGGAGGACAAUGUUCCUUCUGAAAUAUGUGCCUGAUUCAACAAGGUCGUCAUGGCUAGGCUUCACCAAGGAAGAUUUGGGAAGGCUCUAUCCACAUUUGUUACAGGAUUCAACAAGGUACCUAAAUGUAAAUAACUACUGUUGAUUUCAACAAAGAUAGCAAAGGGCAGCAUCAGGUUACAUGUCACCAUAGGAUUACACUGUGUACAGUUUCUUCAGCGACCUGAAGUAUUUCUAUAACUAAAAUUUCCAUCAAAAGUAAAUGCUUUAAAAUAAAUAGACUUAACUUCCUUAGUAUGUGCAAACUCAAAAGUUCAUUGUUAACCACUGAAAAAUGCAAAAGGCCAAAGAAAGGUGGAAAUAUCUCUGCUGUUAAAAAAAAAAAAAAUCAGCCCUAAUUACUUGUCCCUGAAAUUAUGAUGGCUAUGGCAUAUAGAUGAACUUUGGAGAGCAACUAGUGUAAUCCCAUAAGGUCCAGAAAGGGAGGUCAUAAAAUUAAGUUCUGUUUGGUGAUACCUGUCUUCAUGUGAUCCCUGAGGCAAUGUUUGUUAGGAAUAUCAUUUCCUUUAACAGCUUUUCUCCCCCAUCCUCAGGGGCUCAUACUGUUCCAGCAAGGAAAUCCUGGGGGCUUUCAGAGCAGUAGCAGCAGAGCUGGUGAUACAUUCUGAAUAACAUGGACUAGAAGCUGCUCUUUCUUCGUGGGUUCUGUAUCUGGAUUUUGUCAAUAUUCACUUUCUGCACCCAUUUCAUGAUAACACCAUUGAUUUAUUCAUUAAAUCAUAAGUGUCAAAAGAACUGAAUUGUGCAUCAGAACUUUCCCAUUAGCUGGUGAGUUUUGCCAUUUAUCUUCCAUUUUCUGUCUCCAUAAAAUAGAAACUACUUGUCCAAAACUGUCCCCCCUCCCUAAAUUGCCACUGAAUUUGCAGCUAGGACAUUUUUAUAUGUCUUAAAAUGUUUAUAAUUUUAUCUUCUAGCCAAUUUUAGGUAAAACUGUGGCUUUUUUCAUCUUGAGUGAAUGAAUAUUAAUAUCUGCUAGAAACCAUUCCCAUUGUUAAAUUAAAUGAGAGCAAUACAGAAGUUAUCUGAGUUUUUGUCAUGGUGAAUAACUCCAAAUAACUCAGAGCUUCCCAUGAGUUCUGGAGGGGACUAACAAGUGUCUGCUCAUGUAAGUGUAGAACAUGCUCAGUUUUUUUGAGACUCCUUAGCUCUGAAUGCUGAGAAAUUGGGAUAAUUAAGUGCAGCAAAAAACCAAGUCUCUGUUCUAAUCAAGACUUACUUGGAUUUUUCAGUUUUUCCCAUUCCCCAGUUGAAAUUUCCUGUGUCUUGUAACCAUUUAGCAAUAUGUUACUAACCAUCCAUUAUGUCCUGCUUUAUUCUCUUUUAGAUGAAAGAGCCAUGUAAAAAAAAGAAUUCACCAGCCCCUGUGACUGAAUUUGAGCGAUAAUGUCAAUGGAAUUAACACAUUGCCAUUGUUGAAUGGUCUCCUGUGGCUAUAUAAACAUCAAGCACUUUUAAGGGCCUAAUUCCAUUUCUGAAGAGGACCUUUUGAAAAAACUGGGGCAGAACUACCUUCAGGAAACCCAGGAUUCUUCAACAACCUCUGCAAACAGAAACAGACUGAGGCUUGAAUACCUCUCAUACGUUGCUGAGUGAAAUGUUGAUUCGUUGUCACUGUCUCACCUAAUGCAAGAGAGAAAUAACUGAUGGGGAUGUGGCACAGAAGUGGUUUGGAAUUAUUUGGGUCACAGAACCAUGGAGAGUGGCUGCACUGCAAAAGCCAGAGCUGGUCAGUAGGAGAUGCAGGCAGCUCCUUUAUGGCUCCCGGUGGAGACCAGUGAGUUCAGGCAGGGCUGCUGCGUCCCCGGAGCGAGAGGAAGGAGCCUUCCCAGUGCAGGGGAGGGAAGGCAGCGUUUGCACUGUCCUUUCCCGUGUUGUGGUGCAGAGCUCUCCUUGCUGCUGCAAGUCCUUUCACCCAAGCCAUUGCUGCAGAUCCUUCCUCUCUUUGUCCCUUUGGACAUCAAAGGAUCGCAAGGGGACAGCCCUGGCGGGAAGCUCCUCCCUGCUCAUUAGCCUCCAUAAAACAGGAACUCACCUUGGCUAGCUGUGCUCGGGGUCCCAUCCUCAUCCCGCUCACUCUUGACACUGGAUCUCAGAAGGAAGGGCUUGUGCUUGCUUCAGGAAAUCAGACCUGCUUUUGAACUGGACUAUUUUGGUUCCCCUUGCAAGAACUCUGGUGACUCUCUUGGCCGUGCAAGCUCCUAGACGUCACAGUACAUGGAAAAAUGCAAGCUUUACCAGACUUGAAAGCGCCAUGUGAGGCCCUUCCUUCCCCCAGCCUGGAGCCCUGUGCACAGAGCUCCAUUGUGGUCACCCUCGAGGACAAGGGUCUCUGGAUGAAGUUUCAUCAGAUUGGAACCGAGAUGAUCAUCACCAAAUCCGGCAGACGAAUGUUUCCACAAUGCAAAAUCAAAGUCUCUGGCUUAAUCCCGUAUGCCAAGUACCUCAUGCUGGUAGAUUUUGUGCCAAUGGACAACUUCAGGUACAAGUGGAAUAAAGAUCAGUGGGAAGUUGCUGGGAAAGCAGAGCCCCAGCUCCCUUGUCGCACGUACGUUCACCCAGAUUCCCCAGCUCCUGGCAGCCACUGGAUGAAAGAACCUGUCUCCUUCCAAAAACUGAAGCUCACCAACAACACUCUGGAUCAACAUGGACAUAUCAUCCUGCACUCCAUGCACCGUUACAAGCCGCGCUUCCACAUUGUGCAGGCAGACGACCUCUUCAGUGUCCGCUGGAGCAUCUUCCAGGUCUUCAGCUUCCCUGAGACUGUCUUCACUUCUGUCACUGCCUACCAGAACGAGCAGAUUACAAAGCUCAAGAUUGACAACAAUCCAUUUGCUAAAGGUUUCCGUGAACAUGGGAAGAACACUCGAAGGGAAGGACGAGCCAAAUGCCAGAAGCCCAGUCCAGCCAAGAGUCAGAAGAGGAAGCUGCCUGAGGAAAAGGAGCAUGAUGCCGAGGAACGUGAUUUUGAGAAGGAUGAGAAUGUAGAUGUGAAGGAAGAGAGUAACCCCGUGGUGGUCAGCAGUGGAUAUCCCUUCUGGGGCUCGGAGCAGAAUGGCAGCCAGGCCUUCCCUGCGGCAUCGCCGGUGCCUGCGGAGCAGAGGGAGGGUCUGGCCAGGGAGCAGCAAGUGCCAACACCGUCCUACCAGACAUAUCGGUUCCACGAAGCCGGGGACAGCCAGCACCUUCCCGCCCGCGAUGCCACGGCCUUGAACGAUUUCCGGGCAAGGUGCCACGCCUUGGAUCUCGCCACGGUGCCCGAGCACGACUCCAAACAGCUCCCAGAGGGCUUCACCAACCUGCCUCCGCUCCCCCCGCCUCUGCCUCCUCCCCAGGACUACACGGGAGUGGUGAACAUGGCUCUAGACUCUGUGGGGAAACCCGGGGCCCGAGCGCCCGUGUACAGUCCCUAUGGCACCGAGCAGGGCCUGGGGCAGUGGGUGGUGCCUCCCCACAGCCAGUACAGGGCAAUGAGCUACUCGGCCUUCUCCACGGAGUACAACACACAGGGCGCUCCGGGACAUGCCCACGGGACCAUGGCGGAGUGGAGCCAGUACCCUCUGUUCCCCUACGCCUGCUGGUGAACGGGGAGGACCCUUCCCAGUGAAAAAACUGAGGGAAAACUGUAAAUGAGAUCAGAUUUGCUCUGGGGUGUUGGACUUCUGGAGCCUCGCCUGCACUAGGCAGAGGUAUUGCUGCAAGUGGUAGAAUGGGACACCUUCACUUCUUUGUCUCCUUGCACAACAACCUUCACCGUGUUUCACAAACAGUGGCUAAACUGGUGGCUGCCCCAGCUGUGUUACUGUGGAUCAGGCAGAAUAAAUGUCCUGCAGUGUCUUUUUUCCCAGCAGGAGUAGGAAACCACAGGAUCUCCCAAGGGCAGUAGUUAAAGAGCUGCUGAACUUACAGUCACAGGCUGUUUGCACCUCGUAUUUGGCAGUUUCCAAAAUCCCUUCCUCCCGGGACUUGAGGCAAGGAGAUAGGGGCUAAGGAGUUUCAGUAAGCUAUCCAGGUGGCACAAAAGCUGUAGACAAUAUUGCAAAGACAAGUGAAACAAAAGCAAUCCUGCUGACCUUUGAGCAGGUUCCUCAGUUAGUAUAGUCAAACUAAAGCUAGUCUUGCCUUUCUUCCAGCAGCAGAAGAGAGUAAAAUGUACAGCAAGGAGUGUCUGGAGCAUAGCAGUGGGUCAUGCAGGCAGGGAAGAGUUUGUUCCAUGCAGGAGAAGCAGCAGGAAGGCUGUGUGUUGUGUCUGCAUGUCCCUGUGCCCAUCCCUCCUCUGUCAGCCCUAGAUUCAAGGUCAGUGAAAUGCUCUUCUUUCUGCAAAGGUGGAGGGAGGUUGUUCCUGGAAUGUGCGGAGCUGCUCUGGGAGUUUCCAAGGUUGUCAGAAGCAGUGCUGUUGUUUAACUCCAACAUCUUUCUUUAGAGUGAAAGGAAAUCUUCUGCAGUGAACUUCUUCCUUCUCCCACACCCUGCCACCCCUGGAGAAUAUAAUUUAUAGUUGUGGUUCCUGUGCUACACUCUGAGUGUGUGAAGUCAUCUCACCACUGUUUGGGAAUUAAGAGGGAUCAGCUUCCAUGUUUAGUUACCAAAGUGGUUCCACCUCCCUCCUCUCUGGUCCCAGCCUGGGCAGGAGCCAGCAUGUGCCAUACAAGGAGGGUUUCCUUUCAUCUUCCUGUUAGAAGGGGGAAGCCUCCCUGUUUGCCUAAGUGGCAAAUGGCCCUGGCAAUGGGGUCUUCAGUGAGACAGGCUUUUUGCUUCUCAGGGAGGGUAGACAUGUUUCUCCCAGGCAACCAGCAAUAGGACAAGGGGACAUGGGCUCAAACUCUGUCAGGGGAGGUUUAGGUUAGAUG
Molecule: messenger RNA, 6942 nt
Organism: Pipra filicauda (Wire-tailed manakin)
Lineage: Eukaryota; Metazoa; Chordata; Aves; Passeriformes; Pipridae
Product: T-box-containing protein TBX6L
Exons: 15
Coding region: 4318-5676 (452 amino acids)
Biological process (GO): regulation of transcription by RNA polymerase II; positive regulation of DNA-templated transcription; cell fate specification
Cellular component (GO): nucleus
Molecular function (GO): DNA-binding transcription factor activity, RNA polymerase II-specific; RNA polymerase II cis-regulatory region sequence-specific DNA binding
Source: RefSeq, a predicted model, not a curated record